AUGACCAAGCCCCUCACACUUAUUGGCCAGAUUUCAGCUUUUCGGCCGGCGGCCCCCGGCGGCCCCCGGCGCACCAAUAAGAAUUACCGGAUCCGGCGUGGCAGUUCAAAAGCCGCCGUGCCCGUGACUCGCGGAAACGUUUUCAUUGCAUGCAUAUUCUUACACUCUGCUUCCCAGGACACGACGCCUUCGUCAGCCAAGUAUGGCUCAGCCACAGCCCGCCCCGUUCCGGCCGACAGUGAAUGGCGCUACAACUACAAGCUGGAUGGUACGUUGCUUGGGGUCAAUGGCCGCCCGAGCGGUGGAGCCGGCUCUUGUCUGACGAGGGAAGGCGACGUGAGGCAGCCUCGUGGGAGGAAGCUUGCCCCAGCUACGGGGAACAGCGGUCCCUAG
This is a messenger RNA of Ustilaginoidea virens, 393 nucleotides long. RefSeq lists its product as uncharacterized. The transcript has a single exon. The record is from RefSeq and is a predicted model, not a curated record. NCBI's taxonomy places the organism in Eukaryota, Fungi, Ascomycota, Sordariomycetes, Hypocreales, Clavicipitaceae. Bases 1 to 393 code for a protein of 130 amino acids.